Molecule: messenger RNA, 3197 nt
Organism: Saccostrea cuccullata (small rock oyster)
Lineage: Eukaryota; Metazoa; Mollusca; Bivalvia; Ostreida; Ostreidae
Product: protease-associated domain-containing protein 1-like
Exons: 5
Coding region: 43-693 (216 amino acids)
Source: RefSeq, a predicted model, not a curated record
GAGAGAUAACUCCGAUUUUGUAAUGGACACGUAUGGUGACAGAUGCAGAUGACGAAGAAAAGUUUCCUAAGUUUAUUUUUGAGUUUUGCAGUUACUGGUUUUACAGCAUGUGACUCAGAUGUUAAAUUAGCCACUAUCCCAGACAUUAAUCUGUUGUACACCUCAGAGAACCUUUUCAUGCAAAUAGUGGAACCAGAAGAAAUAAGCUACAUAUACAAGAUUAAACCAGCCAAAAAUUUUGGUGGAGAAUUUGAAAAAGUUUACCAUCACAUACCCCUUGUUGUUGCUGAUCCUUACAACGGCUGUAGUAAAUUAGCCAAUCAGAGACAAGUUGAUGGAGCAGUGGUGCUAAUACAGAGAGGAGACUGUUCUUUUGUAACCAAAACACUGAAUGCUGAGAAUUCUGGGGCAGUGGCAGUACUGAUAACUGACAAUGAUACAGAGAAUGAUGAAGCACAGAUACAGAUGGUACAGGACGGCACAGAAAGGGAGGUCCGCAUCCCAAGUCUCUUCUUACUGGGAAAGGAUGGGUACGUGUGUACUUAUCAUCAGCUGAUGAGACUAAGAUUUCAAUACAUGAUUAAAGCCACUCUGGAGAAGUAUAGAAUGGAUGGCGCCAUUGUUAACAUUCCAUUCAACAUAACAGGGAUGCCUCUUAUGAUGAAUCAACAACCUCCCUGGACUCUGUGGUGAUAAUAGUCCCAGCCAAAUAAGGCAGUCCUCAAUCACCCCCAUUUUCUUACUGAGCAGAAUAAUCAAGUUUUCCUCUGUUCUUCCUGUGACAUUGAUCUGUGAUAAACCUCUUUUUGAACUUGCUCUCACUAUACUCUCUGUUUGUUGCAAUAUAAUGUAGUUGAUCAUUGCAAAAUAAUUUUUUUAAGUACAGUGUAUGUUGUUAUGGUGUAUUCACAUGUUCAUUUCCAUUUCUUAUGGUACUUUUCAACUACUAACAGUAUUUUUCUAUGCAAUGUCUUAAAUGUCUUAGUGACUAGUGAUGAUGUCAAAUUUAGUAUAAAUGAAGUAGAAAAAAGUUUAACAUUUAGUUGUAUCCUAGCUAAGUAAUAUCGAUCUAGUCCGAAAAAGUUUUAUAUUUCUCAAUGGGAUAAAAUUACCCAGUAGGAAAAAUGAAAUUUCCUUUAUAGCAGUUGUAUACAUCUGUCCUGCCUGUACAUAUACAGGUCACAAAGAUUACAUGAAAAUAGACCAUGAGAAAUUUUAUUUCAUCUUAUGGUACAUGGAAUGACAAAUGUGAAAAAUUGUUAUAAAUUUAUUUUAUUUUUUAAUUUCUUCAAUUAUAAAUAGCUAAUUGCUAUUUACAGGUAUAAUGUACAGUGAAAUAUAUUUUUACAAAGCAAAUUGUCUUUAGUUAGAGUGUUUAUGAUAUGUACAAUGUAAUUGCAAUUGGAAUGGUGUUAAUGAGGUGGAAUGGUAAAGAUGAUACAUCAAUGCAGUAAAGAAAAAAAAUUAGUCCUUUGUAGAAUAUGUGUUACAUAUGUAUAUAGUUUAGGAGAACAAUCAUCUUUCAUGACACCAUUUGUCUUUCAUUCUCAGACAAUAAUUGUGAAACUAUGCAAGGAUUGUAACUUACUUGUGAUUGUCCUAGUUCAGAAUUUUUACAUACAAGAAAUAUAGAUGUAUGUAUGACAUAUAGGUAUCAUAGGUACUAUAAGAAAUAAUUUCUGUUUGAUUAGUUAAUUUUCUUUUAUUUUUAGAUAAUAAGGUACAGCUAAUAUUGUCAUAAUAUUCAUAACACAUGUGUGCAAUUUUAUCUAAAAAGGUAUUAUUUUUUUCAUCUGUAAAAUAUGAAGUUGAAUAGAUAACAUCCAGAUUACAUAAUAUACUGAAUUUUCAAUAUUUCUGUUACAAUUUUUAAUAGUUUUCAGAAAUGUAAAUAAUGUUGAUGGCAGUUCCAUUAGCAAUGAUCCUUUAUUUACCAUUUAAUGUCAUAAAUACAGUGGAUCUUCAGAUAUCUGGACGCCAGAUACCCAGAUGCUUCAGUAUCCGAACGAUUUUUCAUCAGAACGGAAUUUUUUAACAUUAAUUAAUUUUGUUUAACUGGCAAUUCAGAUAUACAGAUGCUUCACAUAUCCGGACAAAUUGACUAGGAACCAAAGCAUCUGGAUUAAUGAGGCUCCACUGUACAUGCAUAAUUUUUUUUUGGGAGGGGGAUUGAAAUUGUACUUUUCUUGAUCCACUAGAAUGCACAUUUGGGAAGGAUAUUUGAUGCUUGCCCCUAAUAUCAAUCUACAAUUAAACUGUAGAUUGCUUACAUUAUAAGUCUUGAAGAAAUAUCCACUAGACGUAUGCAGGCUGUCCAUAAAGUUUUGUGACAAUAUUAAGUAAAUGGUCCUUAUAGAUAUGCUAAUUGUCAUACCAAAAUAUUUUGGAUUGAAUUCAAAUUUAAGUUGAAUAGUUUGGUUUGAAUGUUUUAACUUCAAAAAUAAAUCAAAGAAAUUGAUGUAUUGCUACUUUCUUUUGCAGAUGCAUUGACUGAUGCAUUUGGUCUUGUAAAGUUUGGUAUGGACUUUGAUUAAGUGCCUGCUAUAUGGCUUUCAAGCUUCAGAGCUCGACAUCAUAAAAAUAGCAUGUAUUCACAAAUGUGAUUAAAAUAUGAAAUCCAUAUUAUUUUCACAUCGUAAAACUAGCUUUACAUCGCAUUUCCCCUUCUUCCAAGGCCAUGUAAAGUUAAUUCCUUGGUUCUCAGGCCUUUUUUUUUUCAAGAAAUAUGAUGAGGGAGGGAGGCUUUUUUUUCCCACUUUUUAUUGCCCCCAAAACAUGAUGAGGCAGCUUUAAACAAUGUACAAAACCUCAAAAAAUGACGAGGGAGGUGAUUUGUUGUUUUUAUUUUAUUGAUUUUAGCAAUAAAAAGGGUCAAUGAGGCACCCUUGGAAGAGAUGAGGGAGGACCUGAGAACCAAGAAAUUAAUUUUUUUAUGGCCCAAAUGGUCUAUAUUCUAUAAUUUUUAUACAUUUAAUAAAGUAUGUUGUAUAUUUUACUAUUGUACAGUUUAGCAACUGUGUGGUCAUUACUUACAAAUUCGAGCAUUUUCAUAGAACUUUAUGGACAGUCCUCAAACAUUAAUUCUUAUGUGUUGCCUCUAAAGUUUUAUUUACAUUCAACACUCUUGAUUGGAAAUAUUUAGUUUUUUCUUCUUUCAGUUCAGAUAAAUUAAGAUUAUAAAUACCUCCAAAACAUUA